Molecule: messenger RNA, 4877 nt
Organism: Nasonia vitripennis (jewel wasp)
Lineage: Eukaryota; Metazoa; Arthropoda; Insecta; Hymenoptera; Pteromalidae
Gene: Msh6
Product: probable DNA mismatch repair protein Msh6
Exons: 17
Coding region: 165-3620 (1151 amino acids)
Biological process (GO): mismatch repair
Cellular component (GO): MutSalpha complex; nucleus
Molecular function (GO): ATP binding; ATP-dependent DNA damage sensor activity; mismatched DNA binding
Source: RefSeq, a predicted model, not a curated record
CGGCUUCUCGCGCCUUUUCGAAAAACUAGCGCACACGCGGAUCGUCCAAGUUCCAACGCAGCAUCGCAGUUUCACGAGGGAAUUCGCCUAGUCGAGACACAAAGGGCAUGAACUAAAUUGAAAAUCUCAACUAAUAUAAACAGUCGUCUUGAAUCCAAGAAAAUAUGCCGAAGGUGAAUACGCUGUUCAACUAUUUCACCUCGCCGAAGGGAGCCUCACCGAGAUCGAACAACUCCUCACCGGCGCCGAAGCCCAGGGCGUCCAAGGCGAAAUCCGAGACUCCGAAGAGGGAACAAAAGAACAAAGAUACUAAGAGAGGCAAAGGCAAAGACAAGGAGAACGUUCGAGAGAAUCAAGAGAGAAAAAGGUCUUUGGAUGAUCUCGAUGACGAUGAGGAACCAAAGGAGAGCGAGGAAGCUGUUACACCGAAGCCUACUCCCAAGAGAAGGAGAAUCAUCAUUCCAGAAGAUAAUAGUGAGGAUUCCGGUGAUGAAUACAAGCCUGAUGAGUCCGCUGAAUCUGAAGAGGAUUUGGAUCUUUCAGUGGUCAGCGAAAGUGAACCCAAUACUGCUUCGGAAGAUGAGGAUGAAACACCAAAGAAAAAACAGAAAAUGUCCAAUAUUAAGACACCAUCCAGAAGAGGUGGUGGUGCUAAAAAGUCAAUCGCUAAAAAAGAUUCAGGAACUGGUCAAGAGCAACCCACUGGAAAAGCAUCAGACACACAGGAUUGGCCCCAUUUAAAGUAUGAAUUUUUGCAGAAAGAUAAGAUCAGAGAUAACAAAAAACGUCGAUCCACUGACCCUGAUUAUGAUCCAAGAACUGUCUAUGUGCCUCCAGACUUUUUGGAUAAGCAAACACCUGCCAUGCGUCAGUGGUGGGUUUUGAAAUCUGAUCAUUAUGACUGCGUAUUAUUCUUCAAAGUGGGCAAAUUUUAUGAAUUGUACCACAUGGAUGCUGUGACUGGAGUCAAUGAGCUCAGUUUAACAUUCAUGAGAGGAGAAUUCGCGCAUUCUGGCUUUCCAGAAAUUGCUUAUGGACGAUUUUCUGCAAGUCUAAUUGAAAGAGGUUACAAGGUUGCAAGAAUUGAACAAACAGAAAAUCCAGAAAUGAUGAGUCAACGAUGCGCUAAAAUGGGCAAAACGACUAAAUUUGACAAAGUCGUUAAAAGAGAGAUUUGUCAGAUCAGUACCAAGGGAACAAGAGUCUAUACUGCCCAAGAUGCUGAAGCUUCAGCCCCAACGUCUACGUACUUGCUGUCUAUCAUUGAAAAACAGGAGCGUAAUCAAAAUAUAUCAAGUUAUGGAGUCUGUUUCAUUGAUACAACCAUUGGAGAUUUCAAUCUUGGUCAGUUUCAAGAUGAUCGCUGCAACUCGAGACUAUUAACGCUACUUGCUCAUUAUCCUCCCGCUCACGUUAUUUAUGAGCGUAAUAAUUUAAGUCAAACCACUUUAAAGAUUUUGAACAACUUAUUACCUGGUGCAAUGAAAGAAGCCUUACAGAAAGAAGUUCAAUUUUGGUCAUCCACCAAAGUUUUGAAUGUUCUACACGAGGCUGAUUACUUUAAAAACGAAGAAGAUUCCAGUUUUUCAUGGCCAAAAGGUUUAGAACCAUAUUUAAAUGAUGGAGACAGCUUAGGACUUACGCCUUUGGAAGAAAAGCAAUUAGCAGUUAAUGCUCUUGGUGGAUGUGUGUAUUUACUCAAAAACUAUCAAUUGGAUCAUCAGUUAUUAGCGCAAGGAAGGUUCAAAACUUACGUACCACCCGACUUUUCCGUUAAUGCUGAGAAGUCAGACGGAACCAAGUUGGCUUAUAAUAUGGUUUUGGAUGCCAUGACAAUAACUAAUUUGAGAGUUCUUGGUAAUGAAGGAUCGUUGAUAAAGACAUUAGAUAAUUGCUGCACUGCUUUCGGUAAAAGAUUAUUACGAGAAUGGGUAUGCAGGCCAUCUUGCCGCAAAAGCGUUAUUGUCGAACGACAAAACGCUAUAACUGAAUUGAUAGAUAACCCGGACGUAGUUCAGGAAGUUCGUAGCAAGUUGAGCGGAUUACCGGAUCUCGAAAGAUUGUUGAGCAAAAUUCACGUACAAGGAAAUGCUGCAAAACUACGUAAUCAUCCAGAUGGACGUGCUAUCAUGUUUGAAGGUCCCGCCUACUCCAAGAAAACAAUCGUUGACUUUAUUACAGCACUUAAUGGCUUUGAAGAUAUUUUAAAAUUAAUUAAAAAAUUUUCGAAAUUCACUAAUCCACUCAUCAACAAGUGUACGCAAUUGGAACCAGAAGGCGAUUUCCCAGAGUUGCGAGAAACUUUAGAUCACUUCAAAACGGCGUUCAAUCACGAAGAAGCCAAAAAGGAAGGAUUCAUAGUACCCAAACACGGCGUCGACAGAGAAUAUGACGCUGUUUUGAUGGAACUGGCUGAUAUUAAAAAAGAAUUAGAUUCUUACCUUGAGAAGCAGAGAAAGCAUUUCGGAGUCCAAAUAAAGUUUUGUGGAAACGACAAAAAGAGAUUCCAAAUAGAAGUCCCAGAAAGUCAAAUUAAAAAAGUCGGCAGCGGCUACGAGUUGCAGGGGUCAAGAAAAGGUUUCAAGAGGUAUUACACUGAAGAAUCCAAGGAUCUUCUUGCAAGACAAAUAGCUGCUGAGGAGCAAAAGGAUAAAGUUUUGAAAGACAGUAAUAGGAAAAUCUUUGCCAAAUUCAGCGACCAAUAUGACAAAUGGAGCAAUGCCACCUACAAUAUCGCAGUUCUGGAUUGUUUGAUAUCUCUUGCGGAAUAUGCCCGUACAUGCGUGACGUGCAUUCCCACAAUUUUUGAUGAUACGGAUGAUCAAGGCAUAUUCAUCGAAAUACGGGAGGGCAAACAUCCAUGCAUUGUUUCCGAAAACUUUAUUCCGAAUGACACUGUUAUUGCGACCGCCGAAGCCGCUCCACUCAUAAUUUUGACUGGGCCGAAUAUGGGAGGUAAAUCAACACUGAUGCGGCAAGUUGGUCUCAUUACAAUAAUGGCUCAAAUCGGGUGUCAUGUACCAGCCACUGAUUGCAAUUUAACCCUUGUCGAUCGCAUCUUCACUAGGUUGGGAGCGAAUGACGAUAUUAUGGCAGGCCAGAGUACGUUCCUGGUCGAGUUGAGCGAGACUUCUGCUAUAUUGCAACACGCUACAAAGUACUCUUUAGUUUUGCUGGAUGAACUAGGUCGCGGUACAUCGACUUACGAUGGAACUGCUAUUGCCGCGUCUGUGGUGGAAGCCCUUACCAAAAUACAGUGCAGGACACUUUUCUCCACUCAUUAUCAUACUCUUGUGGAAGAUUACAAGAUGAAUAAAAAUGUUACCCUCGCGCAUAUGGCAUGCAUGGUUGAAAGUGAUGAUGAAGAUCAAAUAAGCGAAGAGAACGUAACGUUCCUUUACAAAUUGAGCGAAGGCGCGUGCCCGAAAUCUUAUGGUUUCAAUGCUGCUAGAUUAGCUGGAGUACCUGCAAGUAUCACUAAGCGCGCUCAAAGUAUUGCGACCAAAUUAGAGGCUGAAGUUAAUCUUCGACAUGCAUUUACUGCUCUUUGUAAAAUUACCGAUAGUACUGCCGUCAAACCGUUGUUUCAAAAAGGCUUUGAGUUUCUUUCAAAGUGUUAGUUCAUAAUUUCUUGCAUGCACUAUAAAAAUUUUCUACCUUAAAAUGUUGUAUGAUAUUUAAACCGUUAUUACAAGUUAAUUAUUUUGUAUGUUAGUAAGAAACUGAAAUUUGCUUGAUGCAAAGUAUACCUUAUAUAGUAUUACGACGAAACCGGUUGGUUCUUAAACAAUAAUCAGUAAAAAAUCAUUUGCCUAAUUUAUACAUCGUAACGUACCGUGUUCUGUUUCAUGUUAUAUAAUCAUUAUUUGUUGAAUAAAUACGUACAUUACUUUUUCUAUAAAAAAAGAACAGUUCUUAUUUCCAUAUAUCUAAGUGUCAAAAUAAAAACCAAUUCCAAUAUUUCCAUAUUUACCAUAUUUGUAUGUACCUAAGAAAAUUGAACAUCAUGAAUGAAAUAUCUAAUGUGUUCUUUUACCAUGGAAUUUUGGAUGCAAUGAUAUGGGUGAAUAUGCGGAUAAAGGAAAAUCAUAGGGUCGAAAUAAAAUAAAAAUAAAACAGAACAAGAAAAUCGUAUCGCUUACAAAAUUUUAUUUAUCAAUACCAUAGUACAAAAAGGCUAUUUCACGAGAAUGUGACGAAACGCGAUGUACAAAUAAAGGACGUAAUAUCUUUUACGCACACGAAAGACAAUUGCAUGAAUUUUUUGUUUUUCUCUGCUCGAAGAAUGUAAAAGCUCAAGGUAAGUCUGUAAACUACAACUUUUCGAGGAGAGACUACCACAAAGUAUAGAAUAUAUUAUAAUAUUUAUGAAGAAAAGAAAAACGUAGGCGUGCUGAUUUUUUGCGUGGUACCGAUAUUAAUAUUAGAUUUCGCGGUGAAAUAAAUAUGGUAACGCAUUGUGCUUUCGCCAUGUUUUGUUGAAGCUAAGUGAAAAAAAUGGUUAGCUUAGAGUGAAAUCAAAAGUUAUAAAGUACCUACAAGAUACGAGAUGAAACUACUUUUUUCAUCUAUCGGGGCUUGUAUGAAUUUUGAUAAAUGUAGAAAAUCGAUUGAAUUUGAAAUGAAUGACAAUCUUAAUAACGAUGCUAGCAAUGAUAGUGAUAAAUGACGAUAAUGAAUGUAGGAUUACUUUUUUUGUCGUUUUCAAUAGUUGUGAAGUAUAGUAGUAUAGUAUUAUGCGAUCUUACACAUUAUUCAUGCUUGUAUAUUGUUCUUUCUCGUCUUCUAUUUACUUGAAUAAACGUUGAAUUAUCGAGUAGUCAGCGAAAGUACACGAUAAAUGAUUGUAAUAAUUAAUUGAUUAAUAAUAAUAAUAA